Messenger RNA from Canis lupus familiaris (dog), 699 nucleotides. RefSeq names its product SLAM family member 8-like. The transcript has 4 exons. Lineage: Eukaryota; Metazoa; Chordata; Mammalia; Carnivora; Canidae. The record is from RefSeq and is a predicted model, not a curated record. Bases 1 to 699 code for a protein of 232 amino acids.
AUGACCUGGGGGAUCUCCUCCGGGGCAAACUACACAAUCCUGCUGCAGGUCUCCCCUGGGGCACGCGAUCCAGAAUGGGUCAACUUCCAGUACAAGUUCCAGAAGAGGGUCCGUGUGCUCAACAUUACGACCCUGAGGAUGAACAACCUGACCCUGGAGGACACUGGGCUGUACCGGGCUCGGAGCUUCUACUCCAGAGGAAGACAAUACGACCAGGAUUUCCACCUGACUGUGUAUGAGCCCCUGCCCCUUCCCCAGAUCCGGACCACGAAUCUGUCCACCACCCCAGGCUGGUGCAACAUCACCGUGCAGUGUGACACCCCGGGAACCAGGGAGGACCUGACCAUGUCCUGGAGGAGCAGGGGACUCCCCAGGGAGCUGGAACAGGGAGGGGCCCCAGGACCAGCCCCCAGCCCCUGGACCCUGGCUCUGAGCCUGCCCCUGACCCAGCCCAGCACCAGCCUCACCUGUGUGCUCAGCAACCAGGGGGACCAGAAAACUGCCACCUUGGACCUUGGGGACAUCUGUGGCCACGGAGCCGCCAGGGGCCCCCACACUGAGAGUGAGGCUCUGGACCAGGAUGAGCCUCCUCUGCAGCCCCAAACCCUGGACGGCAGCGGCCACGUGUCCUCAGAGGUGGGCACCGUGUCCUGUUCCUCUCAGCCCCCGGGCCUCAAGCAGGAGCUCGGGAAGUGUUGA